Molecule: messenger RNA, 1480 nt
Organism: Sorex fumeus (smoky shrew)
Lineage: Eukaryota; Metazoa; Chordata; Mammalia; Eulipotyphla; Soricidae
Gene: LMCD1
Product: LIM and cysteine rich domains 1
Exons: 6
Coding region: 97-1197 (366 amino acids)
Molecular function (GO): zinc ion binding
Source: RefSeq, a predicted model, not a curated record
CCGCCCCGGCCCCGCCGCCGCCGCCGCCGCCGCCUCCUCCAGCUGCACGCCCGCGGGCCAGAGAAGCCAGGCGCUGUGUCUCCAGCAGCAAAAAGGAUGGCAAAGGUGGCCAAGGACCUCAACCCGGGAAUUCAAAAGAUGUCCCUGGGCCAGCAGCCGCCGGCGAGAGGAGCACCCUGCCUGAGAUGCAAAGCCACGUGCCUGGGCUUCGAGCCGCACUCCUGGAGGAAGAUGUGCAGGUCCUGCAAGUGCAGUCAGGAGGAGCACUGCCUCACCUCCGACCUGGAGGACGACUGCAAGAUCGGCGGCCUGCUGGCCGGCUCCAAGUACGCGUCGCUCACGGCGCGGGUGAAGGGCGGUGAUGGGCUCCGCAUCUACAAGCGGAACCGCAUGAUCAUGACCAACCCCAUUGCCACCGGCAAAGACCCCACGUUCAACACCAUCACCUACGAGUGGGCCCCGCCCGGGGUCACCCAGAAGCUGGGCCUGCAGUACAUGGAGCUCAUCCCCAAGGAGAAGCAGCCGGUGACGGGCACCGAGGGCGCCUGUUACCGCCGCCGCCAGCUCCUGCGCCAGCUGCCCGUCUACGACCAGAGCCCCGCGCGCUGCCUGGGACUUGCCGAGAGCGAGCGGAAGCUGAUGGAGGACUUCAUCCAGCAGUAUAAGAGCGAGGCCCUCGGCGUGGGCGAGGUGGCCCUCCCCGGCCAGGGCGGCCUGCCCAAGGACGACGGGAAGGCGCAGGGCAGCAAGCCAGAGGGCACCGAGGCCGCAGCCCCCACCACCAAUGGCAGUAUCGGGGACCCGGCCAAGGAAGUGGAGUAUGUCUGCGAGCUGUGCAAGGGGGCGGCGCCCGCCGACAGCCCCGUGGUGUACGCAGACCGGGCAGGCUACGGCAAGCAGUGGCACCCAGCCUGCUUCGUGUGCGUGCAGUGCUCCGAGCCGCUGGUGGACCUCAUCUACUUCUGGAAGGACGGAGCGCCCUGGUGCGGCCGGCACUACUGCCAGAGCCUUCGGCCGCGCUGCUCGGGCUGCGACGAGAUCAUCUUCUCCGAGGAUUUCCAGCGCGUGGAGGACCUGGCCUGGCACCGGGAGCACUUCCUGUGCGAGGCGUGCGAGCAGCCGCUGGGUGGCCGGGCCUACAUCGUCUCCCACGGCCGGCUCCUGUGUCCCACCUGCAGCAAGUCCCCGCGCUCCUGAGGGACCUGCGCGGCCCUGCUGGCGGCCCCCCGGGGGCAGGGACCGCGGGACAAGAGCCCACGGCCAGCAACUGGGCUGCGGGACUCAAGGCCGAAUUUAUGCACCCCUUGAGGAGGGUGAAUUCCUGGCCAGGCUCAAGUGCCCCCGGGUGGCCCUGCCGUCCCCCGGGCCUGGGUGGUGCCCCCACCCCCACCGGCCUGGACCCCCACCCCGGCCUCCUGGGUGAGAUCAGAAUGUCCAUACGAAGCAUUUGUGCCCAUGAAGCAGCAAUAAAGGCGCCGGG